Fonsecaea nubica is the source of this 1362-nucleotide messenger RNA. RefSeq lists its product as hypothetical. The record is from RefSeq and is a predicted model, not a curated record. The coding region runs from base 1 to 1362 and encodes 453 amino acids. The transcript has 7 exons. NCBI's taxonomy places the organism in Eukaryota, Fungi, Ascomycota, Eurotiomycetes, Chaetothyriales, Herpotrichiellaceae.
AUGGCCGUAAACAACUGGGUCUGGGUUGGCCCGCUGUCCCUGCUCGUGGCGCUGUCGGGCAUCUUGUACGCGUACCCAUACCCGGUGCUGAAUCUGUACGGUGGACGGGCGACGGACGCAAAGAUCCAUACGACGUGGCUGCAUCACGGGCCGGUGAACAACGACAAGUGCUGGACGAAUUCUCUAUCUACGGACGGAUGUAUAUGUGCUGACCAUGUUCGCCAAACAACAACAGUUGGUCAAGCUUGCGAGGACGUGCGAAUCCAUCAUGACUCGGCGACGGCGUUCCUAGCAUGCGGCUAUCCCGAGACGCGAGAGGCGUUUUAUCCGCCCAUGAACCGCCACGACACCGAGAGCGCGGCCACCUACCACGAGUACUUUGUGAAAUACGACAUCAAGGUGCGUAAUGUCAAUCACAAACAAAACCCGUCUUCCUUGACCAUCCCGGGGGCGGAGGGUUCAAAGCUUCAGGACCAACAGACUGACAAGAAUCCACAGACAGACAAGGCGACCAAGAUGAAGAUCGAAGGCCUCGACUCGUCGCACGACCUGAUCUUGCACGGCAUUGAUCUCUACCUGCCAAAGGACGACAAAUCAAAGAUCUACAUCUUCGCCGUCAACCACGACCGCAAAGGCGAAGCCAUUGUGCUCUUCUCUCACAAGCUCGGGACCGACGUGUUGACGUACGAGCGCGAGUUCCGACACCCGGCCAUCAAGACGCCCAACGCCGUCGCGGCGACGAGUUUGAGCUCCUUCUUCAUCACCAACGACCACUACUUCUACGGCGGCGGGCCCCUGGCGACCAUCCUCCGCAGCCACGAAGACCACUGGGGCCCCUGGAAAUGGGCCACCGACGUCGUCUACUGCAACGCCUCGUCGUCGGACAUUGACUGCCGCACCGUGUCGCCGCCGAACGCGCACCCGAGCGCCAACGGCGCGCUGCUGGUCGACGACGGCAAAACGCUUCUGAUCAAUGACGUGGUCGAGGCGACGACGACCGUCUACGACGUCGACCCGGACACCAAGGUGUUGAGUGUGCGCAAGAAAGUCCAACUCGGUGCGGGCGCGGAUAACCUGUCGCUGAUACCGGGGACGGAGGAUAUAGCAGUUUGCAUCUUCCCUGACGUCCCCUCCCUGAUCCACCGCCUGAGCGGCGAACACCUCCUCGACACGAACCUCAAGGGCGAGGCCGCCAUCCUCCGCCUCGUCAAGGCCCGCGACUACGAGCCCGAGCUGCUCUACUGGGACGACGGGUCGCUGAUCACCGUGCUGACGGGCGCGGCCGUGGAUCCCAAGCACGGCAAGAUCAUCGCGGGCGGCGUGGUCGAGCGGCAUUUUAUCGUGUGUGAUGUCAAUGUCUAA